This is a messenger RNA of Vidua chalybeata, 2345 nucleotides long. RefSeq lists its product as uncharacterized. Gene Ontology annotation, molecular function: protein binding. Bases 969 to 2108 code for a protein of 379 amino acids. The transcript is spliced from 10 exons. The record is from RefSeq and is a predicted model, not a curated record. Lineage: Eukaryota; Metazoa; Chordata; Aves; Passeriformes; Viduidae.
UGGGCUCUUUCACUGGGUUUCAGUUUUAUGAUCCAGGGAGCUCCAUCCUCGGCAGUGAAGAUCUCCGGGAGCCCUUCCUCUCGCUGCUGCUGGUGCUGACAGAGAUAGAUUUCUCCCUGGACCCGCAGGUGCAGUGGUGAAUCAGUGGGGUGGUGAGCAGCACAGGGCUGCCAACGUGGGGCCCUGGCCCCUUCUUUGCCAGGACCAAUGGCGCUGACACUCCUUUGUUUGCAGAAUUGCAGCUUCUUGGACGAGAGCUGGCUGCUGCCGGUAAGAGCCCGUCGCUCCCGGGAGCCGUCCUUCUGCCACCUGGCCCUCCUUGAAAAGUCCAAUGAGGAAGAUAAGGAAGGGUUUGGUGGAGAGGGAUUGCCACGCACCCCAGGGUGAAUUGGCUCAGGUUCACUGGGCCGAGCAGAGCUGCCUCUGCUAUCGAGGUUGGGUCCUGCUGGGUACCUGCACCGUCACCAGGAGCAGAUCCCAGCAUUCCCGGGAGUAAAACCAAGCUAGAGAAGUACCCAGGCCUAAAUUGCUGAUAUAAGUGAAGUUUUCCCAUGCUCCCUUCUCUGAUUUCUUGCCAAAAAAAUCCCCAUUUCCCUGGGCUGACACAGAUUACGCAUCAGUUGGUUUCGCUCUUGGUUUGCUCAGUGAAACAUCAGUGUGUUAUUGAGAACAGCAGGGACACCUUCAUGUCUUUUAACGAUGAAGAGCAUCCCUCCACCACCUUUUAAACCCAAAAGAAUUCCCCAAAAGCUCGAGGCAGCUUUGGGACUGGUCAAGGCACGCACUGAGCUGUGGUGCUGCUGCUGAACCUGGGAUCCCCCUGGCUUUGGGGCAUUUCUGACAGCCAGUGCCCCCGGCCGAGCUGGCUGCGUCUCAGGGCCCCGGCUAAUGCGAUGUGACAGUAAGUGCUGCUGCAAACAGCAGCGCCUUUGGGGAGGGGCAGCUGCGUCCCCCGGCUGCGUGGGGACAUGUGGGGCGAGGCAGGAGGGCUCUUCAAUGAGUCAAGGGUUUGCUGUUGCUUUGCCAUCCCCUCCCUAGAGCAGCUUUUUCCCUUCAGGGUCUGGGCACAGCCAAACCCUGAGAGAGGACAGAGAAAGGAGCAGCCACUGAUGGUCCCAGCUCAGCCUGGGACACUGGGACUUGCCUCACCCUGGGCUUCCAAAGCCCUGGGUUGGCAUCAGUGCCAGAAAUUAUCCAGGGCAUGGAGUCCCUUGGAUGUCCCAUGGUCAUUGCCAAGGCCACUGUCACCAUCCACUCUCUUUCAGGUGUGCAGUACUUACGAGACAGUCCCGUGCCGAGCACUGGGGAUGGUGCUCAGGUAUGUGGAUGGCCGAGUCUUUGUCACCAAGGUAGUCCCUGAGAGCCAGGCAGAGGUGGACGAGGUGGUGCUGGCCGGUGACAUCCUCGAUGAGAUCAACGGCUGCUCACUGAGAUCCGCCUCCCCCGGGCAGGCUGGGGCUGUGCUGCAAAAGCUGAAGGGACAGCCACUCACCUUCCGCCUGCUCCGGUGGCAGUGGCACGAUGGGACGGUCUUUGAGCCGCUCCUGCCCUACCUGAAGGCCCUGAAGGAGAAGGAGCCCCACUUCCAGCUCCAGCACAGCCCCCAGCACAGGGGCAAGGGGAAGCCCUGGCAGCUGCAGGGGGGCAGGCUGCUCUACAACCUGCGGUUCCUGGGCCAGACCAGCGUUGGGACGUAUGGUGGCAAAGAGGUGCUGGAGGGGGCCAUCCCUGCCAUGCUGGAGAGGAGCUUGGCAGCGCGGGAGGUUUUAUUUGAUGUGAAGGAGACAGAAGUCCUUGUGCAGGAGAAGGCUUCUUCCAAGCUCCUGUGCCGCCAUCCCUACCCCUCCAUCUCCUGCGUGGGACGCUGCACGUGGAGCCCCAGGAUCUUUGCCUUCUGUGUGGUCUCUUCCCCCGAGAGCCCUGAUGGGAGCACAUUUGACUGCCUGGUGUUUGCAUCCAGUUCUGAGCAAGAAUGCGAGGAAAUCGUCGGGAGAAUCGGAGCUGAGGCUGCUACUGCAGCACCAAAUCAAGCAUUCACAAACAAAUCCUAUGACUUGGAAUCUUUCAUUUUCACUUGGCCUAAAUGCAGGCUUUGUGGCUCUUCCUGAAUUACAUGGGCUACUGAGGAUCCUCAGAUUUGCCACGGGGACAUUCCUGGCAGGCAGGGUCCCUGGAGAGAACUGCCCCGGUGAUUGACCUGAGAUCACCGAGCCUCACCUAGUUUGAGCUGGUGCUUAACUUUGUGUCUAAGUUGUGAACCUAAUCACUUUGUAUCAAAGGAAUAUCUUCCCCUACAGCUUUAGCAAGGAGAAUAAGAAAAUACUUGUUUCAAAACCUACCAUUUC